CGCUUUGUUCAAACUCUGAAGUCAGUCACAGCGUAGACAAGCCGUGCUUCACCUCACCUACGACACCACUUUCGGUACGGAUAACUUUCAUGACGCGCAUUUAAACAACCGGCGUGCGUAAAACUACUGUGCGUAAACUUACUUCGGAUGUCUUGAGUUGUCCUAAAGCCGUCCUAAAAGUGGAUUUGCUUAACUUUGUCAUUUCUUGGAGUACACCCGGGGCUAUGAACAGAUAGGUAACUGCAUUAACCUCUCUGACAUUGACUAAACUCGUGUCUUAUGGUAUGUUUUAACCUUGCACGUGCGAUCUAUGGAGAGGCAAUCCUGGAGUUACCUACUACAGCCAAGACAACGCCAGGAGUGUUGACUGCUACUUCCCAAACCUGGACAGCGCAAAAGGACACACUUAACCUCAUUUGAAUGCCUAUGCAAGGGGUUUGCUGGUUUCUGUGCUGCAGGCAGGGCUUCAGUUUGCUCCGAAGGGAAUAUGGGGAGAAAGAAGAGGAAGAAUCGUUUGAAUUGCGCAAUAAAGAGGACUUGACUCCCAAUGGACGGGGUCCAACAGAUGUGACUGUCUCUCAGCCCACUCGCACAGCCAAUGGGACUAAUGGACACGCCAUCUCCGAAGUGUCCGCAGAGAUGAAGAGCCUGAUCAUCGACAAGAACAAGAUGAGUCCUGAUGAAGACCCCGAGCUGCUGGUUAAAGGCUGGCUGUUUCGUGAGGUGCGGGGGAACUGGAUCAAGCAGCGGCGUUACUGGUUUGUUCUGAGCCAGGACUCUCUGGACUAUUACACUGGUCCAGAGAAGGGAGCUCGUAGACUGGGAACUCUGGUCCUUACCAACCUCUGCUCUGUCAUCUGGCCCGACAAACAGACAUUUAAGGAAACCGGGUACUGGAGCCUAACAGUGUACGGACGUAAGCACUGCUACAGACUCUUCACCAAACACUUCAAUGAGGCUGUGCACUGGGCUUGUGCCAUUCAGAAAAUCAUUGACACCAAAGCACCAGUGGAGACGCCCACCCAGCUCCUCAUCCGAGAUAUCGAGGAAAAUAAAUUCAACCCUGAGGUGGUGGAACACAUUUUUCAGCACAACCCCAUUCUGAAGUACACCCAGGGCCCCCUGUACGCGCCUCUGCUGCCCUUCCCCUACGGCAGCCCCGAGCACAGAUACCACAGCGGGAAAGGCUACGGCUCAGUGCGAGAGGAGGCGGUCAAACUGUUCAACUGCCUGCAGCAGCUGGAGUCUGCUCGGGAGCCUGUUCCCAUCAUCCAGGGGGUCCUGCAGACUUGCCUGGACCUCCGGGCGCUCCGGGAUGAGGUCUACUGCCAACUGGUCAAACAAACAAGCCACACCCCCCACCCGUACACCGCCGCCCACCUCCGCUACUGGCAGCUCCUCACCUGCAUGAGCUGCACCUUUCUGCCUGGGCCCAUUGUGCUCAAAUACCUGCGAUUCCACCUCAAAAGGGUCCAAAGCCAAAGUCCAGAGUCAGAGAUGGACAACUAUGCAUCUUUCAUCAGCGAGGCCCUGGAGAAGACCAAGUGUCGGGAGUGUGUGCCGUCCUGGGAGGAGAUCCACAUGCUGAUGAACAGGCAGGAGAUGCUGUGUACGAUACAUUACCCAGGCCCAGGCUCCUGCCAGCUCUACGUCAGCUCACACACAACAGCUAACGAGGUGGUGCGAAGGAUGCAAGAGAAACUCAAUCUGCAGGACAGUAAAAAUACAUUUGCACUAUAUGAGCAGAACGCCCUGUGGGAGCAGCCGGUGUCCGGUAGUGCCCUCAUCGCAGACAUCCUCACCAGCUUUUCUGCUAAAGAGGCAGAGUCCAAAUCCCAGUGGAGGCUGUGUUUCAAGCUCUACUGUCUCCUGGAUGCUGACAGCAUUUCUGUGGACAGCAUCGAGUAUUUCUUCCUGUUCGAGCAGUGCCAUGAGAUGGUGGUGCGUGGCCAGCUGCCCGCCUGUGAGGAGGACCUUCAGACUCUGGCUGCUCUCAGGCUUCAGUCGCUCUUUGGAGACUUCAGCACUCAUGCCCCCUGCCCUCCUUUGGAUGAGCUGUUCCCUGGGCCCAUGCUCGAGGCCAGGGUGCUCAUGGCUCUCACUGCCCCCCCAGGACUGCCCCCCUGCACAGUGCCCGCUCAGGGCUGCCCCGGGACAGGCUUCCCCUCGGGCCUUCUCUCAGGGACUCUGUGGACAGCGGUGCACAAGCAGAAAGUGGAGCAGGAUUUACGAUUGCGAAGUCGCCUCAAAGAGGAAGCCACUGUUGUCAUGGCCUCCAUCUUGGAGCGCUGGAAGGGUUUGGCUGGCUACAGCCGCUUGGACAGUAUGGCCGCUUACCUCACUAUUGCACGCCAGUGGUCAGGCUUUGGAUGCACUCUGUAUGAAGUCGACUUUUAUAUUAGUUCGACGGGGAACUUCUCCCAAAAGUUGUGGCUGGGUGUAGCAGCUACGUCAGUGUCUUUGUACCGUCAGGGAGAGGCUGAGGCGCUCGAGUCCUUCCCCUACGGCCAGAUCUGCUCAUAUGGCGUAUCUGAUAGCAACACAUUCAAGAUCACCGCAGGAGACCGAGACCUGCUGUUUGAAACGACCAAGUUGACGGAGAUCCUGCAGCUGAUGAACGCAUAUUUCAGUGCCACCCGUCGACAACGAGGCAAAGCGGACGAAGCAGACAUCACGCGGGACCAUCACUUGACCCCAAUGCCAGCGUCUGCCCUCCUGGAGCUGCCUUCACAUCCAGUCUGAGUCCCCCACCACCACCACCACCACCACCAUAUCCCAUCCCAACACACGUGGCCCCCUUAGGCACCUCCUCCUCCUCCGCCCAGUCCUCCUUCCUUCACUGGGAAAAGCACAGCAGCCAAAACAAAGAGAGGGCUGUUUUCACUCCCCAUCCGUGAAAAUAAACCCAGGGCCUAGCAUUGCAGCUGAAGGAGCGAUAGAGACUUGAAGGGGGGAGGGUGGCGAGGCUAGUGGUUCUGUUUUUGAAUAGGGGCCAGAAAGCCGCAGAAACCAAUGUGGUCGGUGAUGAGGUGUCACACUUGCAGCAAAUCCCCACUCCACCCUGUCACGCACACACCUUAUCCCUUCGACAAUGUGAGAUGUACUGUAGUAGCAUUUAAAUCUAAUGGCACCAAAAACUGUGGUAUUGACUACGUGAGUGGUUCUGAAAGUUUUGACAAGUACGAAUUUGGGGUAGGAUUUAAAAGCUGCACUGUGGAACUUUGCUGGAGGGGGUUAUGUUAUUUCCACAUCAACUUAUCUUCAUGGAGCCAGGUGAACUCUUUAGAGAAGUGACCCUGCUCACAAUAAGAGUGGUUAUAACACUUGUAAUUGAAUAAAUGCAAGAUUGAGAUACUGUGGAACAUUCUACGCAAAGCAGUAACAUCUCCAUGGAGACAAGCAGGUGGAGAACCCUCAUCAGUAAAGUUACAUAGUGCACAUUGAACCAAGAUUAAUCCCAAACAGGACUCAAAAUCUGGAAUAGUAGAAAGAAAUAAGCGCUAAGUAUGGACAAACCCAGAACUAAAACAGGACUGAACUAGGACUGAACCUGGACUUAACUGUGCCUAAGCCAGAACUGACUGGUCCAAAGUCUCAAACAAAGAACUAAAUGAGUACUUGAAUUUUAAUGCCCCUAGUUCUUCUUACCAUGACAAUAACUCUUGCCUACCACCAGUGAUGUCACAGUUUAAGAACCACUGCCAUUUAUGAAGAAAAAGAAACACUACAUUUUAUUUAACUCUUUAAGUAGGUGUGCCAUAUUGCUCCAGUCUUUUUUCCUAGAAGGCCUGGAGACUUCAAGUACACUCUCUCGUUGGGCGCCCCCCCCCCUCCUUAAUGUUCGGCAGAGAGUUUUCAUAAGGUCCCGGGCAGAGGCUUGCAUUACCUGGAACUGUUGAUGCAUGCAGCCAUGUGAUCCCAGAACUGGAAACAGAUGUUGAACUUUGUAGCAAAAAAGUCACUUCUGCCGCCAUGAAGACUCUCGGGAAAAUCAGCUGUGCGUGUGUGUAAUUUUAAUCACGAGAUCUACUUCCUGUUUGACGAUGGGAGUAGAUGAAAUGUUUCACCAGAAAACCAAAGGACUGUGGAGCGGUUUCUAUACGCUGUCGUUAGCACCAAAAAUGCUCUGAUUUUUGUCCUUUGUCACAUUGCUGCUUGUCAUGGUUAACACUUGACUUGUUUUGUGUCAGCUACAGCUCUGCUAAAAUUUACUGGUGCUUUCGUGUUUAAUUUUUGUUACUUUUAAACUGUAUAUAAUUUGUAGAUUAUAAAUGAGCCUUUUAAAAGAUAACGACGAUAAUGCUUUGCUAUCCCCACACGUUGCUACAAAAGCCUCGUCCUGUUUUAUUUAUGUUUUUUACCGUCACUGCGUCUUAAUUGCAAAUGUGUUUUCUUGUUUUGUUGAACUGCUCUGAGCCGUAAAUGCCAUUGGCUCACUUCAGUUGUAGCAAUCCUCUUUAGCUCUGUGUUCCUCUUUUCUAAAGCCAAAGUCCCAGGUUUUGAAACGGACCAAAGAUUUUUAAUAAGCUUUUAUGACAGCAGGUUACAUAAAUAUGUUGUAAUUCUAGUAAAUGUGGUCGCACUUAACUUCACAGCGCAGUAAUGUCAUGGUAACUGGGAUAACAAGGUCAAGGGAUAAAUACAUUUGUCAGUCCUGUUUCCAUACUAUUGGAAAGAAAACACAUCCAUCUUUCUUCCUGGUCAUUUACAACCUUCUUACGGACUUGGGAAGAAUUUUUACCGUUAAAUAAAGCAGAAAGCUAGAUAUGAACUAUUACUAUGUUAUUAUUGCACUGUUAAGUAAAGUGCUGCUAGUUAAUAGCAUUUCUACAGCCAUAAAAAUCAUGCUUUUUCUAGACGACGUAGCCUCAAACGUUAAACUUGAUCCCGUCACCACGAAAGGCCUUGACACCAGUCGGCCUUAUGCCUGUGAAAGCACAGGGCCUCGCUUUUUCUACUGCAGCUGCAGGCAGCUCCAACCCAUGUGUUUGUAAAGAAACUGCGGAAGUAGCUUUGUAUUAGGCUUGUUUGUAUGCUGCAUGGUACCUUUAUGUUAAUGUGUGUAUAGUUCAUUGCACUAUUUGUUUGUUUUUAACUAACUUGGAAGUGCAAUAAAAACUAUAAAUACUGUAUGUAAUUAAUUAAAGCCUCCAUUUGAA
This is a messenger RNA of Periophthalmus magnuspinnatus, 5159 nucleotides long. RefSeq names its product pleckstrin homology, MyTH4 and FERM domain containing H3 (gene plekhh3). Gene Ontology annotation, biological process: signal transduction. The coding region runs from base 421 to 2742 and encodes 773 amino acids. The transcript is spliced from 13 exons. The record is from RefSeq and is a predicted model, not a curated record. Gene Ontology annotation, cellular component: cytoskeleton. NCBI's taxonomy places the organism in Eukaryota, Metazoa, Chordata, Actinopteri, Gobiiformes, Gobiidae.